Messenger RNA from Cryptococcus amylolentus CBS 6039, 1233 nucleotides. RefSeq lists its product as hypothetical. The transcript is spliced from 2 exons. Bases 52 to 1050 code for a protein of 332 amino acids. Lineage: Eukaryota; Fungi; Basidiomycota; Tremellomycetes; Tremellales; Cryptococcaceae. Gene Ontology annotation, molecular function: aldose reductase (NADPH) activity. The record is from RefSeq and is a predicted model, not a curated record. Gene Ontology annotation, cellular component: cytosol.
GAACAGGGUGAUCAUGAUGUUAUCUGCCCCCUUCCCUCCCUCUUCCUACUCAUGCCCAUAAUUAGACGCGCACUCAGCACCAUGUCCAAACGCACUUUUACCCUCAACGACGGCAAGGUCGUCCCCGCCCUCGCCUGGGGCUCUGGUACCAGCGGUAUCUUUGGGAAUGCCGAUUUGGCUGUCAAGGCUGGAGUCGUUGCCCUUGAGAAGGGUUUCAAGCACGUCGAUACCGCCCAGGUUUACCACACCGAGGAGGCUGUGGGCCAGGCUGUCAAAAAGUCUGGUCUGGACAGGAAGAGUCUCUUCCUGACCACCAAAAUUUCGGAAAAACUCCCCAGCGAUAGGGAAGCCAUCCGCAAGAGUGUCGCUGCCUCCGUCGAAAAGCUGCAGUCCAAGCCUGACCUUCUCAUCAUCCACUUCCCAUCCGUCGCCAGAGAUGGUGACCUCGGCAAGUUCUGGACCGAGCUCGAGGAGCUUGUCCUGGACGGGACUCUUGAAGGAGUCAGCCUGGGUGUCAGCAACUUUAGACCGCAAGACCUUGAGGCUAUUCUGAAGGUUGCCAGAAUCAAGCCUACUGUCAACCGUACAUUUCAACUCUACUCUUCACGAUAUGCGCUAAUAUUGUGUAAAGAGCUUGAGUACCACCCCUACGUCCUCACUCAUCUCGCGCCCAUCCUCAAGAUCGGCAAAGAGCACAACAUCAUCACCGAGUCCUACGGCGCCCUCACCCCUAUCCUCCGUCACCCCACCGGUGGUCCCCUCAAGCCUGUCCUCGAACGCAUCGCCCAGCGCCUCUCCAAGGACACCGGUAAAGAGCUCGACUCCACUGCGGUGCUUAUCCUCUGGACUAUCCAGAAGGGUGUCAUCGCUGUGACUACUUCCAAGACUGAUAAGAGGAUUGAGUCUCUUGUCGCGAUUGAUGACCUGCCCGACUUGACAGCCGAGGAGGUCAAGGAGAUUGAGGAGGUCGGCAGCAAGGUGCAUUUCAGGCAUUACACUGUACGUACUCUCUCUCCUGUACAGGCUGGCGAUGCUAAUCCUCAAACUUAGGAACAUGUCACGACCGAUUUCCCCAACCCCGAUCUCCCCGAUGGUACACAGUAGAGCGGCGUCCAGUAGAGAAUUCAGUUGUUAGACGUAUCAGGAGAUGAAUAAAAGAUUUCGAUUUGUCGGGCAUCAUGCUGACAGAGCACAUGAAGAGCCAUACAAGUCGUCUGUGAACCUCGCGUCGGU